UGCUGCCCUUGUCCGGGAGGCAGGCAGUCAUGCGGAUGGAAACAGGAGUGGGCAUCCGCUGCGCCGCCCGAAGAAGAAAGUUCGAGGAAAGAUGCACGAAGAGGAGGAUGGCAGCGAGGCGCACUCCUGCACGGCGUCGCGGAUCGUCCCCUCCAAGUCCGUGGAUGUGGCCGACGUCGAGGGCUCCAAGGAGCAGGCCUCCAAGCUGUGCGGCUACUUGAACAAACUGUCCGGCAAGGGGCCUCUGAGGGGGUACAAGCCGCGGUGGUUCGUGUAUGAUCCCAGGAAAUGUUACUUGUAUUACUUCAAGACUCCCCAGGACGCGCUGCCGCUCGGACACAUCGAAAUCGGCGAUGCGUGCUUCAUCUACGACGUGGAGGCGGAGGAGGGUCAGUUUGAGAUCCGCACCGCCGAGAAGGAGUUUCUGCUCAAGGCCCCCAGCAAGCAGGUGAUGCAUUUCUGGCUCCAGCAGUUGCAGCAGAAACGAUGGGAGUACAGCAACACCCGAGGCACAGGUCAAAGAGACAGCUGGAGCUCACCGACGCUGGCUUACCCUCCCACCGGCCUUGUAGGCAAAGAUAAUGACGCUUUCCUCUUUGAGAAGCCGAGUGACAGCAUGGAGAAGGUCCGCAGCGACUUUGCCAUGGAGACGGAAUCGGAUGGUGGAGGAAUGGUGGGGAUCCAGUCAGCCAGAGGGCCCUCUGCUGCGUCCACCCACCCCCUCAACACCCUGAAAAACUUUGGUACAGAGCUCAGGAACUCCAUGUCUUAUCUGCGGCCGGGCAGAGCAGGUGACAACAGGCGCAGUGUGUUUUACACCAACAACAGCAGCGCAGACGAGUGGGAGAUGGUGGAUGCUCCACCCAAGGACUUCCCAGAACAGAAACCUCAUCCAGACACACACAGACAUUCCUUUGGAUCAGCGUUUACUUUCGAUUUUGUGCGCAACACCUCGCGGCCCAAGAGGCCUUUGCUUCGAGACAUGAUGGGCUCUGGACGGUUCGGUCGCAGCGCUGAGACGCGCGGUGCUGAAAACUCGGCGGUGGAGUGCAACGGCAGCAAACCUUUUGAGAUGCAGCUUCGUCUCCAAAGCCAGCAGGAAGAACUGAGUCAGAUGCAGCAGGAACAGAUCAAACUCCGAGAAGAGCUGGCCAGUCAGAAGGAGCUGGUGAGACUUCUGCAGCAGACUCUGAGAACCUCCCAGUGUGACCCGCCGACAGCGCGCCGUCCAACCCUGGCUCCAGAUUCAUCUGCACCUCCGGACCAAGCCCAAACUCCAGUAGUACCACAAGAAGAAAUCACCCAGCUGGAGGCCCUGCUUCAGGAAAGAGAUGGACAGAUUCAGUCGUUUUGUGUUCACAUGGAGCGUCUGGGCUUGGAGAAGGAGAGCCUGCAGCAGGAGCUGAAGGGCCUGAAAAUCAAGGUGGGGGAGAUUAACGACCAGCUGGGAAUGCUGAUGGAGACCAUCCAGGCGAAGGAUGAGGUCAUCAUGAAGCUGUCGAGCUCGGAGCAGAGCGGAAAUCCAAACGACGGCGGUUCAUCACCACCUCAUAAAGAGCAGCAGGAGGUGGACAUCCUCAAGGACAGUCUUCAAGGCUACAAAUCCCAGAACAAAUUCCUGAACAAAGAGAUCCUGGAGUUGACAGUCUUGCGCCGAAAUUCAGAGAGUAGAGAGAAGGCCUUGGAAGCAAAGUGUACGGCCCUGGAGGCCAAGCUGUGUCAGGUGGAGAGUAAGUAUUUGGUGCUGCUUCAAGAGGUGAAGACUCCAGUGUGUUCGUCUUCGGAGCAGAGUCCUGCCCGAGAGGUCAUUUCCAGAUUAUUAGAGGACGCGCUGCAGGCAGAGAGCCCGGACCAGCACGAACACCACAUCUUCAAACCAAACACUGUCAGCGAGUACGAUGUAUACGGCUUCAAGACGGUCCCCGAGGAGGAGGAAGAGGAGGAGAAGCUGAUUGCAAAGGUGAGGGCCUUGGAGCUGAGGUCCUUGUCCAUGACGAAUCAGGAGGUGUCCAUCGGGGUGAAGUGGGAGAACUACCUGGCCAGCACCAUGAACAGAGACCUGGUUCGCUCCCCGGAGCUCAAGGGGCUGAUUCGCUGCGGCGUUCCCCACGAACACCGAUCCCAGGUGUGGCGCUGGUGCGUCUCCUUCCACGUCAAGAAGUUCAGAGACCAGCUGGCACCAGACUAUUAUGAGACCUUACUGAAUGUGGCCCGGGACAGACCCAACCCGGCCUCCAAGCAGAUCGAGCUGGACUUGCUGCGUACUUUGCCCAACAACAAGCACUACGCCUCCCCGAGCGCAGGCGGCAUCCAGAAACUCAGGAACGUGCUGAUGGCUUUCUCCUGGAGGAAUCCAGAUAUUGGCUACUGUCAGGGACUCAACAGGCUGGCAGCGAUCGCCUUGCUCUACUUAGACCAAGAGGACGCCUUCUGGACCCUUAUAGCCAUUGUGGAGGUCUUCAUGCCCAGAGACUAUUACACCAAGACUCUGCUCGGCUCACAGGUUGACCAGCGUGUGUUCAAAGACCUGAUGAGCGAGAAGCUGCCGCGGCUUCAUGCCCACUUUGAGCUGCACAAGGUCGAUUUCUCCCUCAUCACCUUCAACUGGUUCCUGGUGGUGUUUGUGGACAGCGUGGUGAGCGACAUCCUCUUUAAGAUCUGGGACGCCUUUCUGUUCGAAGGACCAAAGAUCAUAUUUCGCUGCGCCCUGGCUCUCUUCAAGUACAAAGAAGAGGAGUUUUUGAAGUUGCAGGAUUCCACAGCCAUCUUUAAAUAUCUCAGAUACUUCACACGCACAAUCCUGGAUUCAAGGAAGCUGAUGAACAUCGCGUUUGUGGACAUGAACCCGUUCCCCAUGAGGCAAAUCCAGAACCGCCGCUCCUUCCACCUGGAGAAAGUGCGUCUGGAGCUGACGGAGCUGGAGGCGAUCAGACAGACCUUCCUCAGGGAGAGAGAGACGAGUCAGGACAGACGCAGCUUCGUCAGCGACGAUGAGGAGGAUAACUGACCUGGAGCUUGUCACGCUUUCCAGGCCAUGUGGCCCAAACAUGAAGACAAAGAGAUCACUCCGCGGACCGGCGAUGUGUUGAAGGGAGUCUUUUCGCUACUUAAUCGUUGGAGUUGGAUCUCUGCAUCAGAGCUGGAACGAACAACUUUCUCUACAUUUUGAGUCAAAUCGCAUCAAAGGACCAAAACAUUACAGGCCAAGCGGGCUUUUUAUCAGUAUUCCUGCCAUUGUUUUUUAAUUUUUAUUUUAUAAACGCCUUAUAUGCUGUACGCGUAUGUGUUCAUGUGAUGACCAAAGCAGUGUGCUUCAUCCGCGGCUCUUCAGUGCCAACUUCUGUCCAAAUCAGUAUUUUUAAACAUAUGACUGUGAUCUCUAACAAGCUGAUUUUUUUUUUUUAUGCCCGUUGAAGGAAUUUUUGCAUUAUUUUUAAAAAACUCUUGUUCUCAUUAGAAUUCAAACUCUUUCUUUGUCUCCAAUUCCUUACAUAAAUGUCUUUAUUAUUGUUUACCUUAAUUUUUUUUUUUUUUAAUUUUCCAACUGCCACUCAGCAACACAUCUUUUGUAUUUGAUGCCUGGGUCUUGAUGCACUCGAAUCACUUAAUGCUGAAAGUGAAAUUUUGCUGAAACUUAAGUCUUAAGGCCUUCAAAACAUAUAGUUCCCAGCUGUGUGUGGUUAAAAACACGCUCAGAGAAAUGCAAUGAAAGGAUGGAUUGAAGGUGAGGAAGACUGAGUUUUUUUUUUAAAUCAAAUAACCUGAGACACACCAGUUAAGCCAUCAUACUAAUGCUCUGAGCCGAUAUUGUAUUUUCAGGUGACAUUAGAGAGUCCAGUUUCAUCUGGACUUAUUUGGCCGUGUCAUUAUUUACAGUAUAUUGCCAAAAAAACAUGUAAUUACUUACAUUUAUCAACACAUAUCUAAAAAGCUCACACUGUUUUGCACUUACACUCGUGUUAAGUCGUGUGAAGGCCGCUGGUUUUGAUCAAGAGAAUGUCUAAAAUUGGCAUCAGCUUCAAAACAUCCCUAAAAUUACCUGAUUAUCUCACUAUUGUAUUAAAACAUUUGCCCUAAAGCACCCUGGCCUCGGACUACAGCUCUUGAUCACAUUUGUAUAUUCCUAUUUUUCUACGGAUCGCGAGGUGUUCAGAGGGUCCACUUUCCCCUUGUAUAAUGCUGGGAUUGUUUUUCUGAGCCCCACCACUGAAAACGCUGAUGUAUUUGCAUUGAUCGUCCUCAGUGUGGCAGUAUAACAUUUAUCUAGCUGCAGGUUACACUCGCUCACAGGUACCUUCCACACAGUGUGACUAAAUAGUUCGUAUGAAAUGAUUGUGACGUCUGUCUGUCGGCGUGAUUGGAAAUAUGGUUCGGAAUCUAUGAGGGAAGUAUUUCGUGAGAUUUUCUCGUCAUGUGUAGUCAAGUCUUUCUCUCUUCCACAUUCAGGUACUUACAGAUUCUUUAGCACUGUGACUAUAAUCUCUCUUUCUCCUCUUUUUUUAAAAAAAAGCAUUUAACAAACCAGAAUGGGCAAAGUGAUGACAUCAGAAAAACUGUAGCUGAAUGGAGAGAGAGCAACAGGUUUCUCACCUCCUCUUGUGUGCUGAUGUAUUGUUUACAGCUCUUUAUUCUUAAUCCACUUUAAGCUGUUUACAGAGAUCUCUUUACUCUCAAGUACAAAAUCGACCACUUUGUCAGCCAUGGCGUUCCGUCUCCUCUUCACGUAUGACCUGAACUUGUGGACAAAUGGCAGAAAUUAGUUUGUUUCGGUGGUUGAAAUGUAAAUGAAAUAGAGGUCGAAAUUGAAAUAGUUCUUUUUUUCACGAGAGCUGGUCUCUCUGGGGAUCUAAAAUUCUAAGAAUGAACAUUUUCCUUUGUCUACCCACAUUGUCAAAAGGCUCAUACAGCAAAUGUCAGUGUUUACUCGGUGCACAGCUUCUCUUCUAAGACUAGUUUGCAUGUGUUCUCUUUAUAUUUUAUGUCACUUUGAUGUUCACAUUGAAUAAGCUACUUUUAAAAUGAUCUUCAGUCUCUCUUAAUUUCCUCUCUUCAUUUUGCUUUGUCCUGCAGUUUAUUGCACAAGUGUAAUGACAAAAUAAAUUCAGAAUCGUAUAGGGCACUUCCCUUUUUUUUUUUUUUUUUGUAUGAUAUAAAUCUUUCUCUUAUCCUGUUUGUUGCUAAUUGUUAUCAUUUAAUAAUGAAAACUGCAAAGCUUUUAUGUUUCACAAUUGCGUAUAUGCCUCUGUAUGUUUUUGUAAAACCAGUUAAAAGGCAAAUUCAAUAAAUAACAGCUGACUGAA
Stegastes partitus (bicolor damselfish) is the source of this 5300-nucleotide messenger RNA. It is a transcript of the gene tbc1d2b, whose product is annotated as TBC1 domain family, member 2B. Lineage: Eukaryota; Metazoa; Chordata; Actinopteri; Pomacentridae. Gene Ontology annotation, biological process: regulation of GTPase activity. Gene Ontology annotation, molecular function: small GTPase binding; GTPase activator activity. The coding region runs from base 92 to 3007 and encodes 971 amino acids. The record is from RefSeq and is a predicted model, not a curated record. The transcript has 13 exons.